This is a messenger RNA of Spodoptera litura, 2750 nucleotides long. RefSeq names its product transcription elongation factor elongin C (gene EloC). NCBI's taxonomy places the organism in Eukaryota, Metazoa, Arthropoda, Insecta, Lepidoptera, Noctuidae. The record is from RefSeq and is a predicted model, not a curated record. Gene Ontology annotation, biological process: ubiquitin-dependent protein catabolic process.
UCAAUGUCAAUCGCUCUGAUUCUGAUCUUGAUAACCUAACUUCCAGUUUUUAUUUAAAAAUUGCAAAUUUUGAGCCUUGUGGUGUUAAUUACUAAUUUUGUGGUCAAUUCCAAAAUCACCUAAAUUAAUCAGGAAAAAUGUCUGAGCAACAGGUAGCUUCAACCCCAGCGUCCGCAGCCGUGUCGGCCACCAGCGUCGCUGAGGAGCAACGGUCGGGCAGCGGAGGAACCGUUGCAGGCUCUGGCGGCAGUGCAACUGGCAGUGCGGCUGGAUCAGCUGGAUCUGAAGAGAAAUUAUAUGGAGGAUGUGAAGGCCCAAACGCUAUGUAUGUGAAGCUGAUCUCUUCAGAUGGCCAUGAGUUCAUUGUGAAGAGGGAACAUGCGCUCACCUCGGGCACUAUCAAGGCUAUGUUGAGUGGACCUGGACAGUUUGCUGAGAAUGAGGCCAAUGAAGUCAACUUUAGGGAGAUUCCCUCCCACGUACUGCAGAAGGUGUGCAUGUACUUCACGUACAAAGUUCGUUACACAAACUCGUCGACGGAAAUCCCUGAGUUCCCGAUCGCCCCGGAAAUUGCGCUGGAGUUGCUGAUGGCUGCUAACUUCCUUGACUGUUAAGAGUACAGCUAUGUACCGGUAGAUGGUGCUAGUGAGACGGCCACCAAAGAGGUUGACUGCAAAAAGUUUGUAAUAAAAACUUAGCAGCUGUCUGAUGAAGAUCUCUUGACAUUGUAAGGUUCCUCACUCAUAUAUUAUCUUAUAAUGUAAUGUAAAAUGUUAAUAAAAGAAACAUUCUUAAUAAGUAAAUUAAUUGAAUUUAUUAUUUUUAUAUUUAACAGACAGCAAUAAAUUUUUAUUUGCUAAACCUCUUUGUUUAUUUUUAGUUGCCAUGGUAACGUGUCUCACUAGCGCCACAAUGAUCAAAGUGGUCAUUAUAAUAAUAUAUGAGAUCAGUUCACACAGAUUUGUGUGAUAUCAAUAUGUUUACGGUUUAAAAAUCGACCGACACUGGUCGGUAAAUUAACGGUGGAUUUAUUAAUUACACAUAAUAUUUUGUACUUUUAAUAGACAGGGAUACACUAUAUCAAAGAAGAUUUGACAUUGUUGAAUUAACGAAGAAAAGUAAUCUAAGGAAGAUUGUCUAUUUAGAAAUCUUCGCUACCUAUGUAAUGAAUUCUGUACUAUUGUUGGCAGACUUACUGAGUAUUAUAAGAUUGUGACUCGAAACUAGUAGAAUUUUAAAUAAGCCAUUAUUUCAAUUAUAUUUGGGAAAAUGUGAUGUACACUAAGUUCAUGUCUAUGUAGCCUUUACAGGAAUAAAAGGCGUGAUCUUACAUUUAUAACUGUCUAUUAAAAUAUAAUUUUAACACAACACAUAAAUCUUACUUCUCAUAGUGAUAUUUUUCACUUUAUUCAUCGUUCAAUAAAGAUUAUAAUCGUAUGGUUGGUUCGCUCAUUUAUACAAUGAUUAUAAAAUUACGCAACGUCACCUAGAAACAGAGCAUUGCUGUGUGUUAAUUAAAUAGGAUGUUGUUGUCGUAAUAUUAUUUAAAGUAUUUUCAUUGAGCAAACCAACUUUUCAUUUAUUCAAUAAGUUUUAUAAUAUAUUCAUGAAUAAACAAUCUAUUUUAGCUGUACACUGGUUCUGUUUACAACUUUAUUCGUAAAUGAAAGUUGUACAGCCGAAUGGACUUAUUUAUUUAUGAAUACAAACAAUCAGAGGCGUAUUAAAACCUAGAUAGAGCGCCAUAGGCCUCACAGCCGCCUCUAAUAAUUUUGGCGCCGCUGUCAGUCUAUGGGCAUGCGACUCUCGAUGUCGCGGCGCCCCACUGUAAAUGCCUAAGGCACUUGCCAAGUUUGCAUCAAGGAUAAUGCAGCUCUGUAAGCAAUACUUAGUCCAUUUGUUUCUUGCUAGUAUGUCAAGGGUGAACGCAAAUAAGGGUAAAUAAACUAAAACCCUUUUAUAGUAAUAUGGUGUUAUAAUAUCGGGUCGAUGAAUUUAAUAAUUUCUUUAGCAAAGUCUGAUUUCUAUUGUAUUAUAAUUUUUAGUAAACAAAAAUUGUAAAUGUCAUUUUUGUACAUACAAACAAUUACAUGUAGUGGAUAUUUUGGGAAUGAUUGUAGGUACAGCUGUUAGUAAUCACUGUUAUAACGUCUCUCUUUGAAGUGUUUGUUGGUAAAAUGAAAGUGUUUUCAUUUUUAAAGAUAAUGAAUUGACGAACUUUCCUCUUGUUUAUUAAACCUCAGUGCACCGAAAUGGCGUUCCAUUUCAGUUGUGGUCCAAUUUUCGCAUUGGAAAAGUUAUUAUUAAGGCUUUCACUGCCAAUAGAAAACUGUUAAAGGUAAAUUCUCCGCUAACUUCGGUCACAUGUGACCCCAUAUCGGUUAACGUGUUAAGAAAUUGUAAUAAUUUCUGAAAUAGUAACCCUCUGUAAGUAAUAUACUUUCUGCGAUUUAUCAAUUCUAAAAUACUUUCAUUUUGCAAACAAACACACUAAUUAACUUAAAAAAACAAUAAUAAUCUUAUAUUUGUUCCGUAGUUUGUGGGUACCGCAUUUAAAGAGCACUUUUUUACGUUCAAAUACCAAAAAUGCUAUUUAUAUGCUAUUAUACGUCAGUAAUAUUUUUCUAACGUCACUAAUAACUUGUAAUAUUAAUACUGUAGGUAAACUUAGCAAAAAAAUCACAUUUCAAGGUCGAAAUAAAUAACAAUUACAAUAUUUAGCUAUCUCUUUCUUACCAUUUAAAAAUACU